This is a messenger RNA of Medioppia subpectinata, 783 nucleotides long. NCBI's taxonomy places the organism in Eukaryota, Metazoa, Arthropoda, Arachnida, Sarcoptiformes, Oppiidae. The record is from the annotation of a GenBank genome assembly.
AUGAAUUUACAGCAAUGUUCGCCCACCACUUCGUACGCCCUGUCGUUGAACACCGGGUUUGAAAAAUUGACGACAACCCGACGGCCACUAACUAUCAUAUUCUUGUGGAUGUUAGCGAAGGACAAACACGUCGACAAAUACAGACAAUUGUGGUAUAAGAGAGGCUUUGAUGUGUUGACUGUGAGGACAUCACCGUUUGAUCUGUUGGUGCCUCCGCUCGGCGGUCAAGUGGUGGCCAAGAAUGUGGUUAAAAGUAUGGCUCAACUAUACUCACAAUACAACGAGAUUGUGAUCCACGCCUUCUCUGUCGGCGGCUAUCAGUUUGGGCUAACUUUAAAUGAAUUGACAUCACAUGAGGAAAACAAACCCCUAUUAAACCAAAUCAAAGGCGUUGUAUUGGAUUCAAUGGUUUAUAGGGAUGACUGCCCACCCGGACUGUCCCGAGCCGUCACAUUGAAUCCGGUCGUCCAGCCGGCCAUUGAAGCCUCUAUUGCUUUCUUUCUAAAGUCCUUUAAAAAUAUAGUCAAAUACUAUGACAUCUGUGAGAGGAUGUACUUCCAUCCGGCCCUCAAAUACUCUGGGAUGUUUUUCUACUCCCGAGACGAUGUGGUCUCUAGUGUUAAGUCAAAUGAGCGAUUGGUCAACACAUGGAUUAGAAGCGGCCAUAAUGUGCGGCACAAGUGUUGGGACCGAUCGACACAUGUCCUCCACUAUCGCGACCAUAAGACUGAAUACGAGCACGAAUUGGACACUUUCAUCAAGAGUUUGAAUCUUAGAGACACU